AUGGCGGUCUUUAAAUCUUUUAAUCUUUAUAAUUUUUAUUUAACCAAGGACCUAACCAAUCGAAUUAAUAAGUCAUCUUUAUCUCAUCGAACUUGGUUUACUAGCAAAAUUCUUUUCGGUACAGCUUGUGUCCAUCAAAAGAUUUUAUAUACUUCACUUCCUUCAUCCAGAUCUCAAAAGUCUAAGCAAUAUUUAGUGUUUGAUAAUAAAACAUCCUUUAAGGAUUUUCUACAAAUAACUUCGUCAUCAAAAGCUCAAAAUCAUGAUUUAUAUAAGAAAAAAGAUAAUAAUGAUUUAAUAGGAAUAGCGGAUCAGAUUCCCUAUUUGAAAAAUGAUAUCAAAACAUUAGGGAUAAAUACAAAAUAUUUUAUAGAAGUUUAUGGAUGUCAAAUGAACGUUAAUGAUACUGAAAUUUUAAUGUCAAUAAUGAAUUCUUCCGGAUAUCAAAAAACUGAUCGUUUAGAAGAUGCUGAUAUUAUAUUUUUGGUUACGUGUGCUAUUAGGGAUAAAGCUGAAAAUAAAAUUUGGCAUCGGUUAAAUGUAUUAAAAAGUAUGAAAAAAAAUCAAAAGCCAUUAAUCGGUGUAUUGGGCGUAAGUUCUAUUUUCUUUAAAAUAAUGGUAUCACAAUUUCAUAGUAAUUCGCUUAUUAUUUAUCAGUGUAUGGCAGAACGUUUAAAAACAAAAUUACUCGAUGCUGAUAAAAUGGUUGAUAUUGUUUGUGGUCCUGAUGCGUAUCGCUCAAUUCCUCAUUUGUUAUCAUUAGCUAUUCAAACUUCUGAGAGUGUUGCUAAUGUCAUGUUAUCAGCUGAUGAAACUUAUGCUGAUAUAAUGCCAGUUAGGUUGCAUCAAGGCAAUGUUAGUGCAUCUUUAAGUAUUGAAAGAAGUCGUCCCUUGUAUCCAUCUAUUGUUGAAGAGAUCAAAACUCUAAGUGAUCAGGGUGUUAAAGAAGAUACAAGUGAAUAUGACUUUUAUAAACCACUUGGUCUUGGUAAUCAACUUAGUAACGAUGGAUUUAAAACUAUAUAUCGUCGAAAAGAGGGUGGUAUAAGAUUUACUGAAUUGCUUGACCAUGUAUCCAAAAUUGAUCCAGAGAUGCGAAUACGUUUUAUAUCACCUCAUCCAAAAGAUUUUCCAACCGACUUAUUGAAACUAAUCGCAGAACGACCGAACAUUUGUAACCAAAUCCAUCUACCAGUACAAUCUGGAAACACGAAAGUGCUAGAACGGAUGCGGCGUGGAUAUUCACGUGAGGCCUGUAUUUCCAAAUUAAUUUCAAUAUCUACAACAAAUUUUGAUAUUGAUAAAUCUUUCAGAUAUUUAGACUUAAUUAAUACCAUCCGAGAUAUAAUACCUAAUGCCUCUAUUAGCACGGAUAUCAUAACUGGAUUUUGUGGUGAAACAGAAGAAGAACAUCAAGAUACUAUAAGCCUAAUGGAAAUUGUAAGUUGUCAUUUUGAAAAUCUCUAA
Molecule: messenger RNA, 1467 nt
Organism: Racocetra fulgida
Lineage: Eukaryota; Fungi; Glomeromycota; Glomeromycetes; Diversisporales; Gigasporaceae
Source: the annotation of a GenBank genome assembly